UUCACUUGCGUAUUGUCGUAUUGAGCAUCUUUUGUGGGGAAGUGCUAGCUCCCUUAUGACAAAAGUGACUCUUGUGUCGUAUAUAACACCUGUGGCAUGUUCUUUUUUUAAAAAAAAGAAAAACUGGCUCCUUGUUUUCCUUACAAACAUAUAGAAACAACUCCGGAUCGGUUUUCUGAAGCCUAGACUCAGUCGUAAAAAACCAUGUUGGCAACCUUGGAAUACUUCCACUGCUUCAAAACAUCUCUUCUUUUGCUAAUCUUUAUGAUCCUUCCAAUAGUUCAACCACUCUCCUUCAACAUAACUAACUUUAGCGACCCUGAGAGCGCAAGCCUCAUCAAAAAUGAAGGCAUAGCGAAAAUUGAGAAUGGAACCAUUGUGCUCAAUUCACUUAUCAAUAGUGGAGUUGGACGAGCCAUCUAUAGCGAACCUCUAAGUCUGAAAAAUGAUUCUAACGGCAAUGUCACAGACUUUUCAACUCGUUUUUCAUUCACUAUCAAAGUGCUCAAUAAAACCAACUACGGUGAUGGCUUCGCCUUCUACAUCGCACCCCUUGCUUUUGACUACCAAAUUCCCCCCAAUUCAUCUGGUUUCCUUCUCGGCCUAUACGGUGACACCCAAAAUAACCUUGUUGCUGUCGAAUUUGACACUUAUGUAAACGAGUUUGACCCACCAAUGAAGCACGUAGGGAUCAACAAUAACUCUGUUGCAUCCCUUGAUUAUAAGAAGUUUGAUAUUGAUAGCAACAUAGGGAAGAUGGGGCAUACGUUGAUAACUUACAACGCUUCUGCCAAACUCCUUGCUGUCUCAUGGCUCUUUGAUGGAACUAGUUCUGGUUUUACGCCUAACAAUUCUCUCUCACACCAGAUUGACCUUGGGGAAAUUCUACCAAAGUGGGUCACGGUUGGGUUUUCGGGUGCAACCGGGUCGUCCAAAGAGGAAAAUGUUAUCCAUUCCUGGGAAUUCAGUCCAAAUCUAGAUCUUAAUUCCACAAAUCCAGAGGCAAACAACGAAAAUGUCAUCAUAAUUACCAAAUACAAGGUUCAGGUCAAAGUAGUAGUUGUUGCAGUGAUUUGUUCUAUUAUUGUUGUGCUGGUGGUUGUGAGUAUUAGUUGGUUGAUCAUCAAGAAGAGAAGAACCAAGGAUGAUUUUCAUUUGGAUAAAGAGCCUAGAAGGUUUGCUUAUAACGAAUUAGUUGCAGCCACCAACGGGUUUGCAGAUGAUAGAAGGCUCGGAGAAGGAGGCACUGGAGAAGUUUACAAAGGGUUUCUGAGUGAUUUAGGGCGCGAGGUUGCAGUGAAAAGGAUUUUUUCUGAUGUUGAAGAUUCCGAGGAAAUAUUUACAAACGAGGUGAAGAUUAUAAGUCGUCUUAUACAUAGAAACCUUGUGCAGUUAAUGGGAUGGUGCCACGAGCAAGGGAAGUUAUUACUGGUUUUUGAAUACAUGGUUAAUGGAAGCCUUGACACUCAUCUAUUUGGCAGCAGAAGAACAUUGACAUGGGGUGUGAGAUACAACAUAGCGUUAGGUAUGGCCAGAGCUCUUCGAUAUCUUCAUGAAGACGCGGUGCAGUGUGUUCUUCAUAGAGAUAUUAAGUCAGGUAAUGUUUUGUUGGAUACUGAUUUCAAUAUUAAGGUUAGUGACUUUGGGAUGGCCAAAUUGGUGGAUCCAAGAUUAAGGACUCAGAAGACAAAGCUGGAGGGGACAUAUGGGUACCUGGCUCCGGAAUAUGUAAAGGAAGGAAGGGUUAGCAAGGAAUCUGACAUGUACGGUUUUGGGGUUGUUGUGUUGGAGAUAGCAUGUGGAAGGAAGACUUACCAGGAUGGGGAGCAUAAUCAUGUGCCUUUGGUGAAUUGGGUGUGGAAACAUUAUGUGGAAGAGAAUAUUUUGAAUGUUGCUGAUAAGGGAUUGAACAUGGGUUUUGAUGUGGAUGAAAUGACAUGCUUGCUCACUGUGGGACUAUGGUGUACCCUCCAAGACUACAAGAAAAGGCCAAAGGCAGAACAGGUUAUUAAUGUUCUUAAGCAAGAAGUUCCGCUGCCAAAGCUUUCUACAUGACAUGCCUGAUUGUCCUUCUCAUCCUACAAAAAUGGGCAAUAUUCCAUGUAAAUAUAGAUCAGGUUUUCAUUUAAAUAUAGUUACUGGAUUGAAUAUAACUAUACUUUCAAUGUAAGUUAUCAUUCUCGUGUGCUAUAAUAUCAAAUAAAAUUAUUUUUGUAUGAUUGAAUAAGAAUAUAUUUUCACAUCCCA
Molecule: messenger RNA, 2247 nt
Organism: Glycine soja
Lineage: Eukaryota; Viridiplantae; Streptophyta; Magnoliopsida; Fabales; Fabaceae
Product: L-type lectin-domain containing receptor kinase IX.1-like
Exons: 1
Coding region: 205-2055 (616 amino acids)
Biological process (GO): protein phosphorylation
Cellular component (GO): plasma membrane
Molecular function (GO): carbohydrate binding; protein kinase activity; ATP binding
Source: RefSeq, a predicted model, not a curated record